AUGGCAGCUCUGCCCGGGACGGUGCCUCGGAUGAUGCGCCCGGCUCCGGGGCAAAACUACCCUCGCACAGGCUUCCCCUUGGAAGUUUCCACCCCGCUGGGCCAGGGCAGGGUGAACCAGCUCGGAGGGGUGUUCAUCAACGGUCGACCAUUGCCCAACCACAUCCGUCAUAAAAUCGUGGAGAUGGCUCACCACGGGAUCCGGCCCUGCGUGAUUUCCCGGCAGUUGCGGGUCUCCCACGGUUGCGUCUCCAAAAUCCUCUGCAGGUACCAGGAGACAGGCUCCAUCCGUCCCGGAGCCAUCGGAGGCAGCAAGCCCAGGCAGGUUGCGACUCCCGACGUGGAGAAGAAAAUCGAGGAAUACAAACGGGAAAAUCCCGGGAUGUUUAGCUGGGAGAUCAGAGACAGGCUCCUGAAGGAUGGGCACUGCGACCGGAGCACCGUGCCUUCAGUGAGUUCGAUUAGCCGUGUGCUACGCAUCAAAUUCGGGAAGAAAGAGGAAGAGGAGGACUGCGACAAGAAGGAAGAAGAUGGGGAGAAGAAGGCCAAGCACAGCAUAGACGGCAUCCUGGGCGACAAAGGUAACAGGCUGGACGAAGGCUCUGACGUCGAAUCCGAACCAGACCUGCCUUUGAAGCGCAAGCAACGCCGCAGUCGAACCACUUUCACUGCUGAGCAGCUGGAGGAGCUGGAGAAGGCCUUUGAGAGAACCCACUACCCAGACAUCUACACACGAGAGGAGCUAGCUCAGAGAACCAAGCUCACCGAGGCCCGAGUUCAGGUGUGGUUCAGCAACCGAAGAGCGAGAUGGCGCAAACAAGCGGGAGCGAACCAACUUGCGGCUUUCAAUCACCUGCUGCCAGGGGGCUUCCCGCCGACAGGAAUGCCGACUCUCCCCCCGUACCAGCUGCCGGACUCCACCUACCCAACGACCACCAUUUCCCAAGAUGGGGGAAGCACUGUACACAGACCCCAGCCCCUGCCGCCAUCCACUAUGCACCAGGGAGGGCUCGCUGCAGCCGCCGCUGCUGACACCGGCUCUGCCUACGGGGCCCGACACAGCUUCUCCAGCUACUCGGACAGCUUCAUGAAUGCUGCUGCUCCUGCCAACCACAUGAAUCCUGUUAGCAAUGGCCUCUCUCCACAGAAGCAGGGUGCCCAAAACAAGAUGCAGUGCUCCAGGUGGAACCUCACCAUAGCCUUGAACAAUCAGGUGAUGAGCAUCCUGAGCAACCCCAGUGGGGUUCCUCCACAACCCCAGGCUGACUUCUCCAUCUCUCCCCUUCACGGCGGCUUGGAUACCACCAACUCCAUCUCUGCCAGCUGCAGCCAGCGGAGCGACUCCAUCAAGUCCGUGGACAGCCUCCCGACUUCUCAGUCCUACUGUCCUCCCACCUACAGCACCACCAGUUACAGUGUGGACCCAGUGGCUGGCUACCAAUAUGGACAGUACGGACAAACCGCUGUUGAUUAUUUGGCCAAGAACGUGAGUCUGUCUACACAGCGUAGGAUGAAGCUGGGAGAACAUUCAGCUGUUCUGGGCCUCCUACCAGUAGAGACAGGCCAAGCUUACUGA
Messenger RNA from Grus americana (Whooping crane), 1575 nucleotides. RefSeq names its product paired box 7 (gene PAX7). Bases 1 to 1575 code for a protein of 524 amino acids. Gene Ontology annotation, biological process: anatomical structure development; regulation of transcription by RNA polymerase II. The transcript is spliced from 10 exons. NCBI's taxonomy places the organism in Eukaryota, Metazoa, Chordata, Aves, Gruiformes, Gruidae. The record is from RefSeq and is a predicted model, not a curated record. Gene Ontology annotation, molecular function: RNA polymerase II cis-regulatory region sequence-specific DNA binding; DNA-binding transcription factor activity, RNA polymerase II-specific.